UCCUCCUCCCGUCUUGACACCAACACUGCUGCCACCCACACCCCCGACCCUCUGGAAGAUCUGCCAUCUGAGUGUUGGGUGGGUUUCGCACUUCCCGGGACCUGGGUCCAGCCAUACGUAGGGUCGGAGGCACUGAGGGAUUUGUAAACUUGUGAUCACCAGCAUUGAGCCCUGGGUCUCCUCUUCACUGUUUGGUAUUUAUAGGUCUGUCUCACCUCCCAGGAUUACAACAGAAACCCGUCAUGCCUCUGGGAACACCUGCCCCUCUAAACAAGCGGAAAAAGCCCUCCAAGAUCAUAACCGACCUAUCACAUAUCACUCAGGAUGAGUAUGAGUCUGAGCCAGAGGCAUCUGAGUUUGACCUGGGAACAAAGAUCAGGACUCCCAAAGACAUCAUGCUGGAGGAGCUUUCCCUGAUGAAGAACCGAGGCUCCAAGAUGUUCAGGAUGAGACAACAGAGAGUAGAGAAGUUCAUCUACGAGAACAACCCGGAUGUCUUCAGCAGUGAGUCAAUGGACAACCUUCAGAAGUUUGUUCCCUCCCUCGGCGGUCAGAUGGGAGGUCAGAUGAUAAACGUUGGUGGGCACUUUGUUAGCAAACAGAAUGUGCAUCUGUACUUCGGAGGGGCACAAGCAGGAGGAGUAGGAGGAGCCCCUGUGCCUCCUCCAAAGCCCGGAAGCAAAGGUGCAGGUGGUGCAGGUGGAGCAGGAGGAGCAGGAGGAGCAGGAGGACUGGCUGGGGGUGUGACAGGAGAAGAAGGGAGUGAGUGGUCUCCACUGAAAGGAGGUGGAAAAGAUUCUUCAUCCAAGAAGGUGCUUGCUGUGAAGACGUAUGUGUCCCCAUGGGAGAAGGCCAUGAAGGGUGACGAAGGCCUGGUCGCCACUUUGAAAACCGCAAUGCCUGGUCCUGUUAACCCAAAGGAUCUGCCCAAGUACAAGUGCUUCAACAGGACUGCCAUGCCCUAUGGCGGCUUUGAGAAGGCCAACCAGUUCCUGAAAUUCCAGCUGCCCGAAGCUGAGGCGACCAAACAGGAGCCUGAACCCGCAGUGUACCAACAUGACAUUGGCUGCCGGCCUUCCUUCAACCGCACUCCUAUUGGCUGGGUGGGUAGCAGUGAGCCCAGCAGCAUUCACAUGGAGACGGAUGCUGUGCCCUUCGAUGGAGAGACCGACGAGCUGUGAAAACGCAUUCAUACUGUGAUUACACUCACUGCACACAUACGCACACACAAGCAUGACAGCAUACAAACAUGCUAGCAUGCACACACACAAAAUAGAUGGGCUUACAAUUAACUGUUAAACUGAGGAAUUUGAAUCCCUCGGUGUGGAUAACUGAAAGCGUACAUGAAAUGUGGUCGUGUUCUUAUCUUGCUCUGUAUUUCAUCGUAAGGCAAAGUAACAAGCUGUAGAUGCUACGGAGAUGAACCAUGAAACGUUUAUUUGUUAAGUUCGGAAAAUGAGUCGAAACACUCCUUUAGUUUGUCAGAAAAGCUGCUGUUCUUGGUGAGAAGCUGCAGAUUUUGUCAGUGAGGAAAGAAUGAAUCAUGUAUGAUGAGAUAUUUGUGCUGCUGUGCAUGCUGUCUUAAUGUCAACUUAUUACCAUAUUUGUUAUUACCCACUGCCUUUUUUGUUGAGAUUAUCUGAUCAUUUAUUGAGCUGUUAAAACCCAACGAACCUGUCUAAUUCAGGAUGCAUGCAGAGUCUGUUGCUGAUCCCUUAACCCACUGAACCAACAGUUUCUCCACAAUAAACUGUACCACUCAACUUGUAGAGUGAUUACAAUAUCAAAGAAA
Molecule: messenger RNA, 1792 nt
Organism: Acanthochromis polyacanthus (spiny chromis)
Lineage: Eukaryota; Metazoa; Chordata; Actinopteri; Pomacentridae
Gene: myoz1a
Product: myozenin 1a
Exons: 6
Coding region: 243-1181 (312 amino acids)
Cellular component (GO): Z disc; actin cytoskeleton
Molecular function (GO): telethonin binding; FATZ binding; actin binding
Source: RefSeq, a predicted model, not a curated record